AUGACUACCAAACUGUCGCAGGAGACCGCAUCUACCUUCGUGGGACACCGUGAGGGCGACGUAUUCUUCAGCCAUGCUUCUGGAAAGCGUGGGAAUGACUCCCCAGACCCGAUGUCCUUAGACACAGUGUUUUGGAUUGCUUCCUGCACGAAGCUGAUUACCAGCAUAGCCUGCAUGCAAAUGGUCGAGCAGGGCAAGCUGGCUCUCGACGAUGCUGAACAAGUCCAAUCGCUCGCUCCAGAGUUGGGGGAUGUCCAAGUCGUUGAGCGAGAGACCGAUGGCAGCUUCCGUCUAGUCCCAAAAGACCGCGGUAUCACACUUCGAAUGCUCCUGAAUCACACCUCUGGAUUUGGCUACGCCUUCGAGGAUCUGAAACUUCGUGACUGGUCUCGCCCACUCGGCUUGGACGACUUUUCCGGCCACGAGUCGGACGUAUUGCACCGGCCAUUGGUCAAUCAGCCAGGGACUCGGUUCCAGUAUGGUGUUGGGCUUGAUUGGGCUGGUGUGCUCGUGGAACGAGUCAGCGGUCUAUCCCUGGAAGAGUAUUUUCAGCAGUUCAUUCUGCGGCCUCUGGGGAUUGAAUCGGUCACUUUCUUCCCCUCCGUGGAGAUGAAAAUGAACCUGGCGUACAUGCAUCAACGCGAUAAAGAUGGUACAUUGAAAACCACCGAUCAUCUCUAUCGGUAUCCUCUUCUGCCGUGCAAACCUGGAAUGGAAAGCAAUAGGUUCUGCAUGGGAGGAGCAGGCUGUUUCGGGAAGCCCAUUGAGUAUUGCAAGCUCAUAGCAACACUUCUAAACGACGGCACGGACCCAAAAACAGGAACCCAGCUCCUGAGACCCGAAACAUCGAGUGUAGAGAUGUUCACCGACCAAAUUCCAGAUAUGCCUCGGUAUUGUAACGAAUACACACCAUCGGGAAAGCCGCUUCUGGCCAACCCUUGUCCUUUGGUGCCCUGUGAUGAUGACCUGACUGAGGGUUGGGGGCUGUCCUUCUCUCUCAGCCAUCGCAAGAGCCCAACAGGGAGGGCAGCUGGAUCUGGUUCUUGGGAGGGACUGGCAAAUCUGUUCUGGUUUGCGGAUCGGGAGAAUGGGGUUGGGGCUAUUAUUGCAUCGCAGAUUCUUCCGUAUGGAGAUCUGCAGGUGUUGGGAUGCAUGGAGGAGGUGGAGAAGAUGAUAUAUGAUGAGUUGGAAUCUAGAAACGUGUAG
Aspergillus nomiae NRRL 13137 is the source of this 1206-nucleotide messenger RNA. RefSeq names its product serine hydrolase domain-containing protein. The record is from RefSeq and is a predicted model, not a curated record. NCBI's taxonomy places the organism in Eukaryota, Fungi, Ascomycota, Eurotiomycetes, Eurotiales, Aspergillaceae. The transcript has 6 exons. The coding region runs from base 1 to 1206 and encodes 401 amino acids.